Dibothriocephalus latus is the source of this 438-nucleotide messenger RNA. NCBI's taxonomy places the organism in Eukaryota, Metazoa, Platyhelminthes, Cestoda, Diphyllobothriidea, Diphyllobothriidae. The record is from the annotation of a GenBank genome assembly.
AUGGACUCGGAACGUUUGGCUUUAUCGGAGGUGACUAAGCUGCCACCCUCCGUCGAGAUUCUUCUGCAGCCCGGACAGGGUUUCAUGGGCUUUCCUUCGUGUUUCGAGAAAGUGACAGCCGUACCCAGCUCCGAAGGAAACCAUAAUUUCUACCGGUUUACUCGUCUCGUCGAUAAAGUCAUCACAGACGCCCUUCUGCGUGCACGAGACUCCCUAGUGUUAUACGCGGACCUCGAGAUAGAUCUUCUGCGUCCUCAUGCUAAAUCAGAGAACAUUGCGCUAGGCCGGAAAGCCAUAAUUGCUCCUCUUCGUCAUAGUUCAUUAUGCUUCGUCGGAAACCGUACCACCGCAGGACUGCCCCCUUCCCUUGACGACAAGAUACCAGCAGUGCUCCGGCAGACUCUUUCUUGGGGCUCUUGGGACAAAUCUUUAAGGUAG